UUUGUAACGGAAAUAUCGGCCCGGCUUCCGCCGUUUUAUCGAUCGUGUUUUCUUUCCGUUACAAGCUUGCCCUCCGUCUCAGGUCCGCCCGAUUUCCUUCACCACAGCCUUUCCCUCUUCUCCGAUCUCGAUCGAUUCGAUCGAUCGGGCUGUAGAAUUUGGAAGAAGAGGCGAAGAAAAUCUGAGCGGAUCUGUCGAUCAUGGCGGGGUACCGGACGCUCGAGGUGACGCUGGUCUCCGCCAAGGACCUCAACGAUGUCAACGUUUUCAGCAAGAUGGACGUCUACGCCGUCGUAUGCCUAGCUGGCGAUCCCCGAUCCGCCCAGCGCACUCCCACCGACAAGGACGGUGGUAAGAAUCCCUCGUGGAACGCCACUCUCCGCUUCUUCGUCCCCGUCGACCCGGCUUCCGCCGCCGGCCUCCUCGUCCACGUCGUCCUCAGAUCUGAGCGCGCCCUCGGCGAUCGGGACAUCGGCGAGGUACAUAUCCCCAUGAAGGAGCUCCUUGGCGAAGGGAACACGGCAUUACCCCACUACGUCAGUUACCAAGUCCGGAAGUCCGACUCUGGUAAGCCCAAGGGCAUUCUUAAACUCUCCUACAGGUUUCUUGAACCUUCCGUCCCCUCUAACUAUGCGAUCGCCUCACCGAGUCCCGUCGAGUACCCUGCCGCUGUGCCGCCUCCGCCUGCUGGCUACCCCGUGCCUGGGACAGAUCACAAGCCUCUCGAUCCGCCGGCGAAAGCGUACGCCGCGGCGGGGACCAGCGCCACUGCAUACCCUCCAGUAGGGAAGGACUCCAAGGUCGGUGAGCCCGUCACCGCUUACCCUGCGCCUGGUAGCAGCGGGGCCGCUUACCCCUAUUCAGCACCCGCCUCUGCCCAUCCACAGCCGGGUCCACCGGGAGUUUACCCACCCUACGGUGCUCCGCCACAGUACGGAUACGCCCCUCCUCCACCCGGAUAUGGGUAUCCGCCUCCGCCCCAGUAUGGCUACGGACCUCCUCCGGUGGGGUACGGAUACCCGCCUCCGCCGCAAUACGGUUACGGGGCCACUGCACCGCCAAAGAAGAGCAAGUUCGGGGCCGGACUGGGUGCGGGUCUUCUAGGCGGCGCCCUCGGCGGCAUCCUCGUCGGUGAUAUGAUAUCGGACGCAUCGGCAUACGACGCGGGAUACGACGCAGGCUUCGACGACGCCGGCUUCUAAACAACGCCCCAUUGAUCCAGAGUAUCCGUUUACUUUGCGUGCUUCCUAAUUCGGAGUUUUUGUUCAUUCUGAAAAAGUUGCGAUUUUUCUUCUUUUAUUUUCUUUUCUUUGUUAAAUAUUUUAUGGAUCCACUUGUAUCGCUCCUUUGUAUAAUGUAAUACUCUUGUUUGUUAUGGAUUUUCACUUUAUCGCUCA
Molecule: messenger RNA, 1397 nt
Organism: Zingiber officinale
Lineage: Eukaryota; Viridiplantae; Streptophyta; Magnoliopsida; Zingiberales; Zingiberaceae
Product: protein SRC2-like
Exons: 1
Coding region: 201-1202 (333 amino acids)
Biological process (GO): defense response
Source: RefSeq, a predicted model, not a curated record